Messenger RNA from Hyaena hyaena (striped hyena), 2952 nucleotides. RefSeq names its product potassium voltage-gated channel subfamily Q member 1 (gene KCNQ1). Lineage: Eukaryota; Metazoa; Chordata; Mammalia; Carnivora; Hyaenidae. Bases 1 to 2160 code for a protein of 719 amino acids. Gene Ontology annotation, molecular function: voltage-gated potassium channel activity. The transcript is spliced from 16 exons. Gene Ontology annotation, cellular component: voltage-gated potassium channel complex; membrane. The record is from RefSeq and is a predicted model, not a curated record. Gene Ontology annotation, biological process: transmembrane transport; potassium ion transport.
AUGGCCGCGGCCUCCUCCCCGCCCAGGCCAGACAAGAAGCGCUGGGGCUGCGGCCGCCUGCCGGGCUCCCGGCGGGGCAGCACGGGCCUGGCCAAGAAGUGUCCCUUCUCCUUGGAGCUGGCGGAGGGCGGCCCGGCGGGCGGCGCGCUCUACGCACCCAUCGCGCCGCCUGGCGCCCCGGGGCCCGCGCCCCUCGCGUCCCCGGCCGCGCCCCCGCCCGCCGCUGACCUUGCCCCGCGGCCGGCCGUGAGCCUCGACCCGCGCGUCUCCAUCUACAGCGCGCGCCGCCCGCUCCUCGCGCGCACCCACAUCCAAGGCCGCGUCUACAACUUCCUCGAGCGCCCCACCGGCUGGAAGUGCUUCGUGUACCACUUCGCCGUCUUCCUCAUCGUCCUGGUCUGCCUCAUCUUCAGCGUGCUGUCCACCAUCGAGCAGUACGUCGCCCUGGCCACAGGCACCCUCUUCUGGAUGGAGAUCGUGCUGGUGGUGUUCUUCGGGACGGAGUACGUGGUCCGCCUCUGGUCGGCCGGCUGCCGCAGCAAGUACGUGGGCGUCUGGGGACGGCUGCGCUUCGCCCGGAAGCCCAUCUCCAUCAUCGACCUCAUCGUGGUCCUGGCCUCCAUGGUCGUCCUCUGCGUGGGCUCCAAAGGGCAGGUGUUUGCCACCUCUGCCAUCAGGGGCAUCCGCUUCCUCCAGAUUCUGAGGAUGCUGCAUGUCGAUCGCCAGGGAGGCACCUGGAGGCUGCUGGGCUCUGUGGUCUUCAUCCACCGGCAGGAGCUCAUCACCACCUUGUACAUCGGCUUCCUGGGCCUCAUCUUCUCCUCGUACUUCGUGUACCUGGCCGAGAAGGACGCCGUGAACGAGUCGGGCCAAGUGGAGUUUGGCAGCUACGCGGAUGCUCUGUGGUGGGGGGUGGUCACGGUCACCACCAUCGGCUACGGGGACAAGGUGCCCCAGACGUGGGUCGGGAAGACCAUCGCCUCCUGCUUCUCCGUGUUCGCCAUCUCUUUCUUCGCGCUCCCAGCGGGGAUUCUCGGCUCUGGCUUCGCCCUGAAGGUCCAGCAGAAGCAGAGGCAGAAACACUUCAACAGGCAGAUUCCAGCAGCAGCGUCUCUCAUUCAGACGGCCUGGAGGUGCUACGCGGCCGAGAACCCAGAGUCCUCCACCUGGAAGAUCUACGUCCGGAAGCCCGCCCGCAGCCACACCCUGCUGUCCCCGAGCCCCAAGCCCAAGAAGUCCGUCAUGGUAAAGAAGAAGAAGUUCAAACUGGACAAGGACAACGGGCUGAGCCCCGGAGAGAAGACGCUCGUGGUCCCCCACGUCACGUGCGAGCCCGUCUCAGAGGAGCGGAGGCCAGACCACUUCUCCGUGGACGCAGGUGACAGCCUUGCCAAGAAGAGCCCCAUGCUGCUAGAAGUGAGCACGCCCCACUUCGUGAGAACCAACAGCUUUGCCGAGGACCUGGACCUGGAGGGGGAGACGCUGCUGGUGCCCAUCACCCACGUGUCACAGCUGCGGGAGCACCAUCGGGCCACCAUCAAGGUCAUUCGGCGCAUGCAGUACUUUGUGGCCAAGAAGAAAUUCCAGCAAGCUCGGAAGCCCUACGACGUGCGGGAUGUCAUCGAGCAGUACUCCCAGGGGCACCUCAACCUCAUGGCUGGACCAGUCCAUCGGGAAGCCCUCCCUCUUCAUCUCUGUCUCAGAGAAGAGCAAGGACCGAGGCAGCAACACGAUCGGGGCCCGCCUCAACCGGGUGGAAGACAAGGUGACACAGCUGGACCAGAGGCUGGUGCUCAUCACGGACUUGCUUCAGCAGCUGCUGUCCUUGCACCACGGUGGCCCCCCGGGCGGCCGCACCCCCAGUGGGGGCGGGGCUCAGGUGCUCCAGCCCCACGGCCCCAUCAACCCCGAGCUCUUCCUGCCGGGCAACGCCCUGCCCACCUACGAGCAGCUGACCGUGCCCCGCAGGGGCCCCGAGGAGGGGUCUUGAUGGGGGCUUGGGGCCCCAGGCCUUCGAGGGAAGGCCCAGAGGAGCCCGGUCCAGCCGGGCCCACCUCCCACCCAACAGGGGCACCCCUGGGUCACUGGCUCCUCCACGAAGGCCCAAGAGAGCAGCCCCUCCCUCGCAGGCCCCGACCCCCCACGGCCAUGCUGUCCUGAGAGCCUGCUCUUAAGGCGUCACUGAGGCCGCCUCUCCCCAGCCAGCAGGUACUCGAACUUGGCUGGGUUUGGGGGCCGUCUCAGCUCUGAGACCAUACCAUGGACCCCGCGUCACUCGUAGGGAGGUUGGGACACAGUGGCUGGGCUCAGGCUGGACCCCCCGGGUCUGGGCACCCUGGGCACUUGGUCCACCCCAUGUGGGGCCAAGAAACAGCACAGGGGCCUGCGUGCCAGCCCACCCUGGCAGGCCCCAGGGGGCUCCCUAAGGGGGACAGAGACGGUCUGGACAGGGUCUGUGGGCACCACACCCCCGGGCUCAAACCAAGACCCCUGGAGAAGGCAGGCAGGGCAGGGCAGGCCCAGCCCAUGCCAAUUUGAGGAUGCCAGGAUGGAGGCCCCGGGCCGGCCCUGCUUCCCGCUCUGCAGAGAUGCCGGCUCGAGGCCGGGCUGUGAGGGAGAGGACCCUGCAGCCACAGCUUCGGGCAGGAGGACCAGCCCCCCGCGGCCCCCGGAGUGCUCCCCUAGGGUGGAACAUCCCCCACUUUGGACUGGCUGCUGCCCCCCGCCCCCUGUGCACGGCCCCUGCCUCAGCUCCCCGCCGGGUCCGGCUGCUGGUGGUGGGGGAGCGUGAGGGCAUCACAGCCCCCGCACGGGACAGGGGCUCCUCCUGGGCGUCGUCUCACAGAAAUCAGAACAAUUUAAGGUGAUUUGGAAUCUGUGUUUUAAUGAGUUUCACAGUAUGAUUUUGACUGUUAAUUGUGACAUUUUUCCUAAUAAACAUGGAGUCACUGA